CUCCCGCUGCCCUCCUUCCCGCAAUUCCGGCUCACAUGACCGCCGUCCGGGCCGCGGCCGUGCUGGUGGCCGCCGCCGCGCUCGCGAUCCUCCUCCCGGGAUGGGCGGCGGCGGCGUGGACCCUCACGAAGAAGGGCACCAUCGUCACCUACGACGCGCGCUCCCUCAUGAUCGACGGCAAGCGGGACCUCUUCUUCUCCGGCGCCGUCCACUACCCCAGGAGCCCGCCGGAGCUAUGGCCGAAGCUGAUCCAGCGGGCCAAGGAGGGCGGGCUCAACACGAUCGAGACGUACGUAUUCUGGAACGCACACGAGCCUGAGAAGGGCAAGUACAAUUUCGAAGGCAGGCUCGACUUGAUCAAGUACCUCAAGGUGAUCCAGGACCACGACAUGUAUGCAGUUGUGCGCAUUGGGCCCUUCAUCCAGGCAGAAUGGAACCAUGGUGGUUUGCCUUAUUGGCUUAGAGAGAUAGACCGCAUAAUAUUCCGGGCAAACAAUGAUGCAUACAAGAAAGAAAUGGAGAGAUUCGUGAGAUUCAUAGUGCAAAAGUUGAAGGAUGCUGAGCUAUUUGCGUCUCAAGGAGGACCCAUCAUUCUAACACAGAUCGAGAAUGAGUAUGGGAACAUAAAAAAGGAUCAUAAAAUAGAUGGUGACAAAUACCUCGAAUGGGCAGCUCAAAUGGCCCUUAGUACACAAACCGGAGUUCCAUGGGUAAUGUGCAAGCAGUCUUCAGCUCCUGGUGAAGUGAUUCCUACUUGCAACGGAAGGCAUUGUGGAGACACAUGGACACUACGUGACAAAGAUAAGCCAAUGCUUUGGACUGAGAACUGGACUGCACAAUUCAGAGCAUAUGGUGAUCAAGUAGCUAUGCGUUCAGCUGAGGACAUUGCGUAUGCUGUGUUGCGAUUUUUUGCAAAGGGUGGGUCAAUGGUUAACUACUACAUGUAUCACGGUGGAACAAAUUUUGGAAGGACUGGUGCUUCUUAUGUGCUGACCGGAUACUAUGAUGAAGCUCCCAUGGACGAAUAUGGUAUGUGCAAGGAGCCCAAAUUUGGGCAUCUCAGGGAUUUACACAAUGUGAUAAGGUCAUACCAGAAAGCAUUCCUCACGGGGGAACAUUCAUCUGAGAUGUUGGGUCAUGGGUAUGAGGCACACACCUUUGAGUUACCUGAAGAUAAGCUGUGCCUCUCUUUCCUCUCCAACAACAACACAGGGGAAGAUGGGACGGUGAUCUUCCGAGGGGAGAAGCACUAUGUGCCUAGCCGUUCUGUCUCCAUUCUUGUAGGGUGCAAGAACGUGGUUUACAAUACCAAGAGAGUGUUUGUACAACACAGUGAAAGGUCAUUCCAUACCUCAGAGGUGACGAGCAAGAAUAACUUGUGGGAAAUGUUCUCAGAAGCGAUCCCAAAGUAUCACACAACUAAAAUCAGGGCAAAGGAACCCCUGGAGCAAUAUAACCAAACCAAGGAUGCUACUGACUACUUGUGGUACACCACAAGCUUUCGCCUGGAGUCCGACGAUUUGCCCUUUAGAGGCGACAUCCGGCCUGUGCUUCAGGUCAGAAGUAGUGCGCACUCAAUGAUUGGAUUUGCCAAUGAUGCCUUCGUAGGAAGUGGGCGUGGAAGCAAGCAGGUAAAGGGUUUCAUGUUCGAAAGACCCGUCGAUCUGAAAGUAGGUGUGAACCAUAUCACAUUGCUGUCGACAGCAAUGGGAAUGAAGGACAGUGGUGGCGAACUUGCUGAAGUAAAAGGUGGCAUUCAGGAGUGCCUAAUCCAAGGUCUCAACACUGGGACGUUGGAUUUACAAGUCAAUGGCUGGGGCCAUAAGGCUGCACUGGAUGGUGAGGAUAAGGAGAUCUAUUCGGAAAAAGGUGUGGGCAAAGUUCAGUGGAAACCGGCCCAGAAUGACAUGCCAACCACUUGGUAUAAGAGAUACUUUGACGAGCCAGAUGGAGAUGACAUCGUUGUUCUUGAUAUGAGCUCAAUGAGCAAGGGCAUGAUUUUUGUGAAUGGUGAAGGCAUGGGUCGGUACUGGGUGUCAUACAAAACUCUUGCUGGAACUCCUUCUCAAGCAUUGUACCAUAUUCCUCGUCCUUUCUUGAAACCCAAAGACAACCUCUUGGUUGUGUUUGAGGAGGAAUUGGGCAAGCCGGGUGGUAUCCUCAUCCAGACGGUGACGAGAGACGACAUUUGCGUGCUGCUCUCGGAGCACAACCCAGCGCAGAUCAAGACGUGGGACACAGAUGGUGACAAAAUCAAGCUCAUCGCAGAGGAUCACAACACGCGGGGCACCUUGACGUGCCCCCCGAAGAAGACAAUCCAGGAGGUUGUCUUUGCCAGCUUCGGCAACCCAGAGGGCAUGUGCGGCAAUUUCACUGUAGGCACUUGCCACACUCCCAACGCGAAGCAGGUCGUUGAGAAGGAAUGCCUCGGGAAGCCGUCUUGCGUGCUGCCGGUGUCGCACACGGUGUAUGGCGCAGACAUUAACUGCCAAUCAACGACUGCGACACUGGGGGUGCAGGUGAGAUGCGGUUCGGAGAAGAAGGGUGCUUGAGAAUAACAAGAUGGAUGCUGCUAAUUGACGCCUCAGCGUUUUUGUUUGUUCAUCCCUUCGGUUCGGCACUCACGCUUAUGGCCCAUUGGUCUGCCGUUGCGAUUGAAAUGUGAUUGGAACAUGGUUGAUCUGGGAACUAACAUGAAAUGAGUGAAGGUUAGAUGCUGAUCAGACCGAAGAUGUGUGUUUCCCCCUCUUUCCUUCUGCAUCGUGCUGUUUCAUGUAAUGUAACCAGCACAAUAUAUAGAUGUUGAAUAAUCGUGAUUGAUAGUAUAGAUCUUAGAAUUUGCCAACUUUUGAGCAAAAGACUCUUGGAGAUUGGACUGACAAUUUGCUUCCCGCAACGUGGGUAUAAGUGUUCCAUUAAUUCAAAAACAGGGAGGAGAGUAAUAGCCUACAAGUUUAAUACUGCAAA
Panicum virgatum (switchgrass) is the source of this 2967-nucleotide messenger RNA. Its product is annotated as beta-galactosidase 12-like. NCBI's taxonomy places the organism in Eukaryota, Viridiplantae, Streptophyta, Magnoliopsida, Poales, Poaceae. The record is from RefSeq and is a predicted model, not a curated record. Bases 36 to 2552 code for a protein of 838 amino acids. Gene Ontology annotation, biological process: carbohydrate metabolic process. Gene Ontology annotation, molecular function: beta-galactosidase activity; carbohydrate binding. Gene Ontology annotation, cellular component: cell wall; vacuole. The transcript has 19 exons.